Messenger RNA from Dreissena polymorpha, 12098 nucleotides. RefSeq lists its product as uncharacterized. Lineage: Eukaryota; Metazoa; Mollusca; Bivalvia; Myida; Dreissenidae. Bases 231 to 7613 code for a protein of 2460 amino acids. Gene Ontology annotation, molecular function: chromatin binding; DNA binding. The record is from RefSeq and is a predicted model, not a curated record. Gene Ontology annotation, cellular component: chromocenter; nucleus. The transcript is spliced from 11 exons.
AUUUCCGGUUCUGAAAAAGACGCAGAACAUCUGUAUUUUGUGGUUUUAUUGAUUUAAGUUUGUUUUAUGAGUUAUGAACAAUGACAUGCAUGACUUCAAUUGCAUACAUCUUUUCAUGAGCUAAAGAUAUGAUCAUGUGAAACCAUUAGCACCGCUAAGAAAUCAUGUUCACAUUCAAGAACAAUUUGAUUCCUGGAUAAUCAUCCUGAAAAAGAUGCCCUGGCUUCGUAAUGGAUAACCCAGGUUUUAUGUCCAUCAACCUUGGCAUGAACCUGGUGUCCAGCCAGCCGUCCAACAGUGGUCAGUUGAUCCAACAGUUGCCAGGGAUACAGCAGAUCUUCACCCACACUGCCUCUGCCAAACCAGUAGAGGGCCUACAGAAUGUCAUUCAGCAAGCCAUCUUGCCUGCUAAUGGCCAAUCUGGGGUGGGCACCCCUUCUCUGUUGGCUGGGAACCAGUCAAUGAUGCCCCCGGGACUGCAGAUCAUAGGCCAGCCCAACCAGUCUGCCUUCCUAGCACAGCAGCAGCUUAUGACAGAACAGGCGGCACAGAAUCUUAACAUGGGUGGUCGUGGACUGGUUCCCAGUAAUUAUCAGUUUAUGCCCAGAGGAAACUUCACACUAGUAAACCAGCCUGUGCAGGGAACCAGUGUAGCUGUUCAACUGAGCCCACAGCAACUGGGAACCAAUCUAGGGGCCACAACUCUGUCACCCAUAGAACAUCAGCAACUGCUGCAGGCAGCUACCUUUGACACACAGUUGGCUGCUUUGCAGAAUCAACAGGCACAACAGGUUGCUUUCCACAAUGCAGCAGGACAGUUAAUGUUGGGCAGCCCUCAGCAGCAGCUUAUGCUUCAGAGUCCAAACCAGCAGUUCACUUUACAAAGCCCCUCCCACCAUUUCACCUUACAAAACCAGGGUCAGUUCACUCAACAGGGUCAAGGGGUGACCCAGUUCACUCACCAGGGUCAAGGCCUGGCACAGUUUACACCACAGCAUCACAUUCUGACGCAGGGUCACAACAAUAACCUCAUAGUCCAUGGUCAGAUCCAGGGGCAGAACACAGGUCUCAUAGUGCAAGGUGACAACUUCAGCCAAGGAUUGUUUGUACAGAAUCCUGUUUUUCACAAUAUCAACCAGCAGAUGUUUGCGUCUCCACCAAGUGUCUUCAACGGAAAUCAUCUCCAGGGGAUUUUUUCCCACACUCCGAAUAUCAUGAAUCAGAAUCUUGGCAUUAUGUCUCUGAACCAGUCACCAACAGGACUCAAAGGCUUGGAGAAUCAUGCUGAUAAAAUGGAUGCAAUGAGUCCUAAUACAGGGCUUAUGAACCAGCAGAUGCAAUUACUUGCACAGAUAGCCCACAAUUCCAAUCCUGGCAGUUUUCAGCAACCUGGCAUAAUGACCAAUGUGUUAAAACAACAGCCUCAGACAAUAAACAUUGUGUCUCAACCAGGAAGUUUGCCUGCAAACAGCAUGACCCAGAAUCCGUCCCUCCCAAGCUUUGGACAUUUUCUACUUCAUCAUCAUAUGCAAAGUCUUCCUCACCCUUUCUUACAAAACCUGACAAUUACCACAGCCUCAACUGCAAACAAUCCUUUGAAAUUUGAAGUGCACCCAUCUCAGGGGCAAAUGGUUUCACCGGUGGAUGUGUCCAGUAUAAAUGCUCAGUUUAACAAUUGGAACAAAGGACAGGUACAUGGAAGAACGAAGAAGCAGAGUGGGCAAGGAAGUGCCACUCCCAAGCUGGCCUCUAGUCUACCAUUUCUGACGCCCAAGACUGUGGCCCUUACUCCUGUAACAGUUUCUCCAGCAACUAGUGCUUGUACUCCUCCACCUCUGGUUACUGUGUCUGUGACAAUGACUACUUGUACAGUUGACAUUGUAGCUUCUAAAGCAAAAACCAGUGGUGAUAGCUCCUCAUAUUCAGCUCUCCUGAAGACCGUUUCUCAGCCCAUAGAACUGCAAAAGGAUUGUCACGGUGUCAGUGACAGAGCUCAGAGCUUGAUUUCUGUGCCAAGUGGAUGGACUCGAAAAGUAGAGGAGGAUUCAGUUGUUUAUUACAGUCCGACAUGCGAGCGCCUGACAAGCAGUGAAACUUUGAAGCAGUACCUGGGCAGUGAGGGCACAUGUAAAUGUGGUCUGGAGUGCCCCAUCCUGGUAGAGAAAGUGUUCAACUUUAGUACCAGUGUCGUCACGGUGACCUGGAACCCUCUCCCAGCAGAGCUAGCUACUGUACGGAGGGGAAGUUGUCAGCACAGGGGUGUCAGUGAAAGCAGGGCAACGAGUGCAGCUGAAAUGCCGGUGAGUGUUGCUGUAUCAGCAAGCACUGACCUAUCAGUCUCCAGUCUGCGUCCUGAGGUCUGCGUGGUACCCAGCAGCACGAUGAUGUCACCUCGCGUGUCCAGCACUGUACAGGAAAGCAUGCAAACAGGCAUUCAGCCUUGUAGGUGCAAAAAGUCUAUUCAAACAAAUGAGGAAUAUGAUCUGAGUGCUUCUCCUGAUAGCCUAACUGUACAAUAUCAGAAAGACAUUACAACUCAAUCAGCAACUGUCUGUGAGCAUGUAGCAGGCUGUGCAUCUGAGCAGGAGGAUGGCAGAAAUAUCCCUCAUGCACCUGAGGGCAUACAAAUGGAGUCUGCCUGUGAACCGAUACAGCCAGAAUUAUGGAUCAGUAACUGUGGUGAUAUCGCAGGAGCUGUCGCUGGAAAUAGAUCUGAACUUAUCGGUAAUCUGGUUGAAUGUGACACUCUCUGUGAAAGUUCCAGUAAUAAAGAUGUUUUGCAUGAAAAGUCUGGAACAAAAGUACAGCAUUUAGCCAAUCUAGCUGCAGGAGAAGUUGUUGACAGUGUACAUACCGCUAACAAAAGUGGUUCAAGGUCUGUGAAUCAAACGGUGCAAACAUCAAGCAUGAAUAUGUCAAAGGAUAAAGGUGCUAGGAAGUUAUCUGGAAAAUGUGAGCCCAUUACCAAGUCCUAUUCAGCAUUAGUAGCUUGUCUUAAUACACCAGUGAAGUGUGAAUCAUUAGUUAAAAAAAUAAAUAAAAAAUCAGUGCAUAAUAGCCCAUCUGUUAAAAAUUCAAUACAUAGCAUUGUGCGUUCAAAUGAAAACCGAAGACAAAACAGUCGUUCUGCUGUAAAUCUAGAAGGUUCUAUGGGUGUUGUCAGCUCCAGUGAAACAGCUCUUGUGGAUGCAAAAGUGCUGUCACCAGUUGUGGAUGUGUUCACGAGUGAAAUGUUGGCCCAUUUAAUACAGGACGGUGAGAGAGAUUCCAGUCUGGUGUCCUCGAUUGUAUCAGACUAUGGUCCUGCUAUAGUGCAGGCUGACCACACAAACAGUUACUCUGCCACUGAAAGUGUUCAAACGAUUUAUCCAGAUCUGAGUUCUAUUUCACAAUCUGGUAUCAAACAGAACAUGCUUUCACCAAAUGUUCUGAAGUCCUUUCAGACCAAUUUACUGGCAAAUCUUCAUAACCUAUCUAGUCCUCCAAACCAGCAAGUGUUUCCAGCCACUGAUGUCUCUCAAGGUUGUGUUCUUCCUAAAGGUUAUCAACAUGGUUCUCUGAAAAAGACUGUUUCAGAUAACCAAGGUGCAAUAAAUAAUCCUGAAAAUUCAUUAUGUGAACUUAUCAUACCACACAGCAUUUGUUGUACGACCGCUGAAGAGGUUGCAAAUUUAGCCAUGCUCAGGGAACAGUUGAAACUGUACCGUUCAGCAAAAGCAAGUGAUAAGCAAAAGCUUGACAAUAUCUUUGAUAGUGAUGUACCACCCCCAAAUGUUGAUGUCAGUCAACUGAAGGACAAGGGACAUGGUCCUAUUCCUAAGGAGAAAAUCGCAACAUCGGAAAACUUAUCUAGAAAUGUAAUCUCAGUGAGCAACUUAGCUACGACUUCUUUGAAAUGCUCUAUGUCUUCCAGCCAAAAUCUUGAUAACGAACAUUACUGUGAUGAAGCCUCAGAUUCCUUUGAAGCAACACGCUUACUGGAUGUUACACGAUCAGACUCUGCAUGCUCAGAUAGACUUCCGGUUGAAAGUCCAAAUGUCUUGUUGAUGGAUUCAGAAUCCAACAAUUCAGACCUCUCCACAAAGUCUCUGAUAGCAUCCAUAGCUAGUGUUCCUUUGACUCCUAUAGAUGCCUACAGGGCUAUCCCAGCCUCUGUAAAGAUAAAAGUGCACAAAGAGGAGCAUUUUUCUCUGCCAAUUGCUAGCGCCCCACCCACCCCGACAACGGUAGUGCAUCACACACCUGGGUCACUCUCUUGUCACCAGAUGUCCUUAAACAAAGCCCGCCAGCAUGUGCACACUCAUCAGACAUCACCAGCAGUGUCCUCCAGUGUAGACAAUAUCUCUAAUGUGUCCAGAGUAGAUCUGAUCAAUGACACAAGUAUUCUUAGUCCUCUGGCAGCCAUUCUCAGCAAUCCCACCAUUUGCCAGGCUUUCAAGCAGAUGUUUCCAGAAGUAAUGCAUGAAGCAGUGCUUCAGUCUUUAGGUUCAAUAACGCCAUCAUCUGGCCAAACGCUGCCUGCAAAAGAGUCUGUAGUGCAUUCUACUGAAUUAAAUUCUUUUGAAGCAUUUACGUCCACUCAGUGUUCAACAGCACAGCAACAGCCUGAUAUAAAAACUGGUAGAAGUCCUCAGCCUCACAGUAGGCCAGGUUUCCCAAUGACACAGGCAAGAUUACAUGCACCAGAAUAUCCUGCCAGUACUCUGUUAACUGCAGCUGCUAAAAACCAGUUUUUUCAACAGCAAAAUGCUCUUCGAAUAAUACUGAAUCAGCAGGCACAAGCUGUUGCAAAUGGCCACAGUUUUAAGUUGCAGGUUCCUGGGUCAGCUGUAUCUGUAAACAGUCCAAGGUCAGUGGCACCAGUUGUGAAUCUAGUACCACAUAACCCAGUAGUUUCCAAUAUUGAGAAGAACCCUAAGCCAAAAGGAUCAUCAACAAUAUCAGAGUUACUGAACAAUAGCAUUGUAAGUUCACAAGCUUCCUUACAAAACACUGUGCAGAAUGUUGACAAACCAUCGGGUGUUUUAGGACAGACUCAACUCAAUCCUGGAUUUCAGCUGCAAAUAAACCAGCCUUGCACAACGCAGUUAGGAAAACCUCACAACACAGGAAUACCGGUGUUUUCAUUUCCUGGAACACUGUGUGUUCAGCCUCAAAAGUCCCUUGGAGGAAUGAAUGUUCAGCUGCCAUCUGUUGGUAAUCAAAGGAACGAGACAGCAAACAUGAAUCUGGGAAAUCUGAACUCUCAGAUGCUUCAGCUGCAUUCAGCUCUGGGUCUACCUAUACAGCUAGCCAAUCAACAUCUAAUCCAGCAUGACAGUGGUGUGGGUAAUAUCUUACAGUUGCAGAACAUCUGUCCUAACUUUGAUAAAAACAUGCUUCAGAAUCUACCCUUACUACUUCAGCAACAAAGGCAGCAGCAGCAGUUUCCAAAUUUGUCCAACAAUGUGAACAUAAACAUGUCUAUACCAUUACUUGGAAUGCAUGGGGUACACCCUGGAAUGAUAAGUAUACCAUCUUCACAAUCUCAUCUGAAUGAACAGGUGAACUCCAACAACAUUCACUCUUCAGUUCCUCAAAUGAUACUCACAAGUCAGGGCAUUGGUCCAGGCAAUUAUGCUCCAAACAAUUCCUCAGUGUCAGCCAACUUGAGCAACCUUUCCCAGUGUGUAGGCAAUCAGUCCCUGCCCAUGAUGCCUGUGCCAAUCAAUGUUCAGCAGACAUACAGCGCUACUGGAACCCAGCUUACUGCUAUGCAGCUACAGACCCUUCAGCUGCAGCAACAGUUACUGAACCAGUUGCAGCAGGUUCAGGGAAUGCAAAAUCUUAUCAACCAGUUCAAUAUGCAGGGACUGGCAUCAGAUAAACAUGCUGGAGUUCUUUCAGAGGCAAAUGCUGCGACAUUUGUAUCAAACACAUUAACUGAUGGAGCGUCUGAGACUUCUUCUUUAUGCAAUGCUCCGGUUUCUUGUAAUUCAAGCAUUCCAACGAAUGCUACCAGCCAAUUUUGUUCCCGCGUUUCAGCUAGUGUCAGCUCCCAGUGUGUUAUAUCGUCUACCAAUGAAUUACAGACCACAAAGUCUGUAAGAGUUAUUGCUGCAGCUGACACUACAGCAGAUUGUAAUGAAACGACAGAAACUGUUGACAUAGGAACAGAAACUGAGGAAGUAGACCAAAACCAGGAUAAAGACAACGAAGCAGAGGAUGAAGAUGAAAAAUCCGGAUCUGAAGAAAGCCAUUUCAGAGGAAGGGGCUGUGGAAAGGAUGAUCAAGACGACGAAUCUAUUCACAAAAGUGAUGACAGAAGUGACUUAAAUGAUAGCAGAGAAGAUAUGGAAUUAUCAGAUGAUAAAGAAUUAGAAGACAUUUCUUCAGUUGCCCAUUCUGAAGGGUUUACCGAUUUAAAAGAAUAUUACAAACCACCUGCAAUGCAAUCGACAUUAAGUAGCUCACAGGUUGACUGUAUUUCGCCCACCCCAUCAGUCAAUAGUAUUUCGACAACAUCAAAAGCUGCAGCUACAUGCUUGGCUAUAGCAACAUGGAAAGGAAACUCAAGAUCAAGAAAACAAAGAUCUAGCCUUGCAAACAGUCAAAACCUAGCAGCAGAGCUUUCAACGCCCAGUAAAGGAGAGCUCAAACUAAAAAUAAAGAAAAAGCAUUUGCUUUCCAGUACUAUCAAAGAGGUGUUUUCGAAGAGACAAAAGAAGAGAACAAAAGGUGCUACAACUAAAGCACUAUUUGAGAAAAAGGAGCUCCGGUCUUCAACUCAAGCUGCUACCAAAGCAUCUUCAAUGUUGGCUGCCUGUUCAGGCGAUACGAAAGCAAACAAAACUGGAAAAGAAGAUAGUUCUGUUAGUGGUGGAAAUAUUUUUGAUAAAAACAAUGAUUAUUUUGUUGAAAGCAUUCAAACCCAGAAUGUGCAUAUGAAAAGUCAUUCAGAGACCAUGAACACAGAGGAAUUAGAGUGUGAUUCUUCCUCUAAUGCUUUGGAGAAUUUGGAUAUUAGUAUUGCUCAUAAAGAUGAAGAAAUCACAGAGAAGCAUCAGGUUGAGCUCACAUCACGGAUAGCCGCUGCUCUCUCGUGUCAGAAGGGACGCUGGUUAUUGUCAAGUGCAAGAAACAAAACAGAUCCAAGAGGGGAGUUAUCCAGUGGUGCUGCUGAUCCAUCAGUGUUGCAUGGCUUAAAAGGUUCCAAACGCUCCAGAGAGUCUAACGAACUUGAUCAAAACAAUGAUGAAGGUGUAAAGAGUGGCCCAGCAAGCAGCUAUGUUCACUCGUUCUCCACAGGGGACCUGGUGUGGGGACAGAUCAGGGGAUUCCCCUCCUGGCCUGGAAAGCUGGUGGAAACAGACACCAAGCAAGGUCUUGUGGCUGAUGAGGGAAAGCUGCUUGUGAAGUGGUUUGGUGACAACACGGUCACAAGGGUGGAGCCAGACAAACUGAAGACCUUGUCAGAGGGAUUGGAGGCCCACCACAGGGCUAGGAAAAAACACAGAAGGGGUCGCAAGAUGAACAGCAACUUAGAGCAGGCUAUCCAGCAAGCCAUGGCUGAACUGGACCGACAGACCAAUGAGCACACUAGUGACUCUCCCCUGCAGACACUGGGCCAGUGAGCGCACUAGUGACUCUCCCCUGCAGACACCGGCCAUCAGCAGACCUGUCAAGGUCAAUAAGUAGCUUUAAAGUUCAAGGUCAACCUUGGUUUGCAAUGCAUAGCUAUAGUAACGUUGUCUAGUUAUAAGAGUGAGUGUGAUCAGUUGAAGAAAUGUUUUCAGCUUGUAUUUUUUCCAUAGAAAUUUCUCUGAAUAUUGUCGUUAUUUGUCUUUUCUGAUUUAUAACUUUACCAUUUUGUUUUUAAAUGAUUCCAUCUCAAUUUUAUGUUUUAAUGUUAAAAUUUAACGUGUUUUGCAAGCCUACCCGCAUAAAGAGAUGUUUUCAUUCCACAAUGUAGUUGCUGUCAGUCAUAGAUAGAAUUAUAUAUUUGCUAUUUCCGUUUGCACAAGUGUGAUUGUUUCUUGUCGUUAUAAAUUGGCAAUGCUUGCUUACCUACCAGAUAAUCAGUUCAUUCAAUAAAUGGCAUUUUUGUCCGCUACCGGUUUCACCGGAGGGGACUUAUGGUUUGCGCUCUGUCUGUCUGUCUGUCAGUCAGUCACACUUUCUGGAGCCUGCGAUAACUUAAUUAUAAUAUAUAAAAUAUAUAAAAUUACAAAAAAAUAUAUAUAAACAAAUUAAAAGUUCUUCAUAUAUUUUUAUGAAACUUGAAACAUGGAUAGAUGGCAAUAUGGACAUUAUGCAGGUCAUUUCAUUUUGUUCCUACGUAAAAAAAUUCUGGUUGCUAUGGCAACAAUUAUAUAUAUAUAUAAAUCUGACAAUGGUGGAAUUUCUGACAAUGGUGGAGCCGGUAGGGGACAAAUAUUGCUUGGCAAUAGUCUUGUUGAAAAUGUAUUGUAAUAUUAAAAUUGUUGAAAAAAUGUAACCAUAUAUACUCAAUAGUUGUAGUAUUUGCUAUUAUAUCCUCAUACACAUCUUGAUAACAAAUAUUGCCUCUGGCUAAGAAACGUCCCUGAAUACCACAAUAUUACACCGCUAUAUCCUGCAUUCUGGUUGUAUGAGGCCUAGAGGUUGUGUAAGUCUUAACCCUUUACCACUUAGAGAUAUAUUUUGAUGCAUUUGUAGUCCCUUACAAAGUUAUAUUUAAUUUAAGACCUUUCUUAGUGGAUUCAAGUUUUCAAGGCUUCAUUUCCAAACCUUAGAUACUGAUGAGCAGCAAACAGCAUAAAACCUGAACAGACUGCGAGUUACUCACAGGCAGUUCUGGUUUUAUGCUGUUUGCAAAAGCCAUUUUCACUUGGCUUCUUAUUGGGGAAAGGGUUAAAUUAAUGGCAUGAAACACCCACAUAAAUUAGUCUGUGAGCUGCACAUUUUGCAUUUAGUGUAGAAAUAUAAACGUUGUAGCAGUUAUUUGUCAAAUCCUUAACAUGGAUGGGGUAAGUUCCAAAUCAAUGUUAACAUGAAGUUCGUCAUGCUAUAACCAGUCUUUACAAGUUGUUUAUCAAUAAUUGUGUAGUUGAAGUGAGGAGAGUGUAAACAUACAACCUUUAAUUUGACAUUAAGUAACUAAAUGUGAAAAAGACUUAACUUACAGUCAAAUAUUGGUUCAGAUGUUUGUUACAUGGUGUAUUUGUAUAUAUUAUGAUGUGCUAUUAUAGCUGUAUAUUGUUAAGUGUUAUUGUUGAUAACGUGCCAUACCCAGAUUUUUAUAUUAUAUAUUUGUUAAUAAUUUUUAUCUCUAUUUGGUGUUUUUUUCUUUGUCUACACAAGUACUUUCUCUAUCUCAGCAACCAAGAUUGUUCAAAAUAUUUUUUAUUGUUUAAUUGUGAUUCUGAUUAUCAUAUGCACUACAUUUGUUGUUUACUUAUAUAAUUAUGUAUUGAAGUAUGAAUGCCGAUCAUACAUGAUUUCAAAUUGAAUAUUAUUUUGUGGUAUAUUUAUGUGCUAAAUAUAUUGUAUACGAAAUAGUUGAUAUAAAUGCUGAACAGAUAAUAUAAGGAGUGGUGUUUUUAAAUGACAUUUACAAUGUGUUUCACUGUUAUAGCUACUGGCCUUUAGCAAACAGUUCAUUCAUAAUGCUAAAUUAUGUUUUCAUGCCCCCCUUCAAACAAGGUAGCAUGUACCAGUGGCACUGUACAUUCGUACGUCUGUCUGUGGGGAUGCUUUUAUUAGAUAACUUCCCACUGAUGGCUAUCAUCUCUAAGACUUAUUCACAUGAGCCAAUGAAUCAAUUCUGGUAAGCUUCCAGAACAUUUGUGGCAGAUGAAUCUUAAUUGUGUGUUAUAGUGUUGUGUUAUUGUUACAUGAAUCUCCAUGCUGUGGGUGGGAGUUCAUAGAAUGCAUUUAGAGUUUUGAUGAUAUGGCAUUUGUGUUAGUGUUAUUACAUACAGUUUUUCUUUUUAAUAACAAAACCAUUGCAGGUGUGUGACAUUUUAAUUUUUAGUUUACUUGAUUGUUUUGUUGAAGUUUGUGCAAUAGUAUGUACAUGAAAAGAAGAAAGAAGUGAAGAUCUGUGUUUUCACAUUGUUGUAUUUGAGCAUUUCAGGAGCUUCAAAUAUAUGGCUUGUUGUUUAUAUUUGUAUUGUGACACAUGGCUUGUUAAAUCAUGUUUUAAUGUAUUUCAUAAUGAUAUAUAUCUUUGCAAACAAAACAGUAUGAUGAAUAAGUGCAACUUCAUAGUUAAAAUCAAUAUCAUGACAUCCUGUUAUAAUAUAGGUGAAUAAGAAAAACAUUGAAGGAUAGUGCAAAUAAAAAAUAAUACAUUUUCAGACUUAUUUACAGUUUUGUGAAAUCAAAUCUUAUUGUUAAAAAAACUAAGUAUGGUUUCAGCCUAAUUUAAAUAAAAGAAGUCGUUUGUGAUUAUCAUGAAGCAUUUAUUACUUUUAGGAAUUUUAGUGUAAAUAAAUAAGAAUUUUAACAUAUUGUCUUUAAAUAAUGUUACUUGCAACAGGUAAAUAGUUAUCUACAAAUUGUUCAUGUUAACCUUGCUGUAAUUUCCAGUUGAAUGGCAUUUCCCGGUGAAUAAACAUGUUUUGUAUAAGAUUGUAAAAAAAGGGUGAACACCUAGUGAGAAAAUAUGUUAUUGUUUUGUUGUGUUGUUGAUAUUAAACAAUGUUUUAUAUACAGAUAGUGCUGUCUGUAGUAAUAUGUGUGCUGUUUUUAUAUGUUAAUUUGUUUAUUCGUUUUUCUGUUUCAUAUCUUAAACCUGUAUUUGUUUAUUUGUUGACCACUGCAUUGAACUGUUGUGUUUUGAUGUAUUCAUUUUAAACACAUAUGGGUAGAUAUUUGGUUGUGAGAGAUGAGUAUUAGAAAAUGGCAGAAAAGUAUAUCAAACUGGAUGACUGCUAUCAAUUGAAGUCACAUGAUGUACGGUUCAAAACCCAUUGAUUUGCGUAGAGAUUUCUCAUACACUGUGUUCUGAUCUGUAAUUACAACAAAUUUCCCCAGUCAACACAUAUGAACAAUGUGUAGAUGAUGAGUAAAAUGACGGUGUUUAUUGAAGUCAGACUGAGAAACACCUUAAUAUUUCAAUUGAGUUUGGUUUAAGUAUUUCACUUUAAUUGUAAUUAUUAACCUGCCAGUGUGAAAUUCAGAUUUUAUUUUUGAACAAAUAAUAAGCAAGGUCUCUGACAGUAACUAUUGUAUCAGUAAAGUUAUUACCGUCAAAGCUUCAACCUAAAUUACCCUUUGUAAAUUGUAUUACUAUUUGUAGAUGAAUAAAUAUCUAAUUAACGUUUCUUUUAGAGUGGCUACUGCCCAGUCCAUAUACCGGUAAACGUACUCCCAGAGCCUUUGAUAAUUUUUGCUAUGGCGACUCAGCAACCCUUUGGGUUAUAAAGCUGAGAGUUGAAUUAUUGCAAUUAGCUACUGUCUUGCAUGCUGUACAUCUCCUGUAGGAAGAAUUCACAAAAAUCACAAACACCUGAAGAAAGUUAUUACACUAAUUUUUCCACAAAUAAAAAAACUCCAUAUUAUAAUGAUUUAUUUUUUAUUUAAUUCAAAUGUCGGGUGUGGUUAUUUGAGUUUUACAUGCUUUUAUUUGUAUCGAUAUGUAAAGAACGCACAAGAGUUUUAUUUUAAAUAUGCUAUUUGGAAAUUCCUAUAAAAUAUACAUGUAUUAAAUACUUUAUCCGAUCGGUAACAUGUUUUCUAUAAAUGUACUCGAGAACUCAGAUGCAAGUUUUUCUGUUUGUGCCAUACAUUCGCUCUGCUUCUUCUACCUUGUUAUUCUCUGUCAAACUGUUCUAUAAUUAAUUGCAUCUUGCGAAAAUAGGUCUUAUUCCGUACGCGACCAGCUUAGCUACAGGACAGCAUGCACAAUCGCGCAUUCUGGUCAGGAGCUAUUCUUUCACUUAUGAGACCACGAAAUUUGCGUGACAUUUGAGCGGACAGCGUAGCUCCUGACCAGACUGCGAGGAUAUGCAUUCGGUUUACAACCCUUUUUCGCAUGACGCGUUUCAAAUAAUCCGUGACAUUUAAUCUUUGUGUAUGUGUUUCCUUUUGCUUUUAACUAUUUACGGAUUUGUGGAAUAAAAACGAAACCACUG